GUUAUAUACUCUAGUGUUCUGCUAGCAUUUCUGAACCAUAAAAAUCAGCCAUAGCAAGACCCUGAUGUUUACUGGAUGCUUCUAAGGCAAACCAAUCAAUGUAAUAAUGUUUCUUUUCUUUUUAGGCACAAUGCUACAUACCUUAUGGCUGAUUCUACUGUUGGAUUUAGAAAAUGGACCUCCCAUCGAAGCUCUUUCCAUGAGGUUGGUAGAUGGUUUUGACAGUUGUUCUGGACGAGUGGAGGUUCUCUAUAAUGGAGUAUGGGGAACAGUGUGUGAUGAUAACUGGGAUCUAUCAGACGCUGCAGUGGUGUGUAGAGAGAUGGGCUGUGGAGAUGUUAUAGAAGCAAAAAAUGUUGCUUAUUUUGGAGAAGGUUCAGGACAAAUAUGGAUGGAUGAAGUAGGUUGCAAUGGGGCUGAAUCCUCACUGACUGAAUGUCCAACAAAUGGAUGGGGAAUACACGACUGUAGUCAUUACGAGGAUGCUGGAGUCAUCUGUCAACCUGGAUCACUUGUUAGGUUGGUAAAUGGCAUGGACUCUUGUUCUGGAAGAGUGGAGGUUUUCUAUGAUGGUCAGUGGGGAACAGUGUAUGAUAAUGGCUGGGAUCUAGCAGAUGCUGCAGUGGUGUGUAGAGAGAUGGGCUGUGGAAGUGUUAUUGAGGUGAAGAAUGCCUCCUAUUUUGGACAUGGUUCAGGACCAGUGUGGAUAGAUGAUGUACAAUGUAAUGGAAGUGAGGAUUCUUUGAUAAACUGUACAUCAACAAAAUGGGGAAUAACGAGUUGGGACCAUUCAAAUGACACCGGAGUAAUCUGUAACCCACUUAUUAGGGUGGUGGAUGGCAGUAACUCUUGUUCUGGAAGAGUGGAGGUUCUCUAUAAUGGAACAUGGGGAACAGUGUGUGAUGAUAACUGGGAUUCAUUAGAUGCUGCAGUGGUGUGUAAAGAACUGGGCUGUGGGGAUCUUAUAGCAGCCAAGACUGAUGGAUAUUUUGGAAAAGGUUCAGGACAAAUAUGGAUGGACAAUGUAAAUUGUAAAUCGAGUGACACUAAACUGAUGAAAUGUGAAUUUAAUGGAUGGGGAAUACAUACCUGUGAACAUAUAGAAGACGCUGGGGUCAUCUGUAGACCACUUAUUAGGUUGGCGAACAUGGCUGGCCGUUUCGCUGGGAGAAUAGAGGUUUUCCAUGAAGGACAGUGGGGAACUGUGUGUGACUACGGCUGGGAUCUAUUGGAUGCUAAUGUUGUGUGUAGAGAGCUGGGCUUUGGGAGUGCUACACAAAUAAUUGGUAGCUCUUAUUUUGGCCAGGGCUCAGGACCAGUGUGGGUAUAUAACGCACAAUGCACUGGAAGUGAGCCGAGUUUAAAGAGAUGUCCAUCAAUGGUAUUGCAGGCUCAGAACUGUAGUCAUCUUAGAGAUAUGGGAGUCUUCUGUAAAGCCAAUGUCAGGGUAGAUACUGGCGGUUGUCGUGGAAGGGUGGAGGUUCUUCACAAUGAUCAGUGGGGAACAGUGUGUACCGAUUCCUGGGAUGCUAAAGAUGCUGAAGUGGUGUGUAGAGAAGUUGGGUGUCCACCCGGUGCUGAAGCAAAGAAAUAUAACUAUUUUGGACAGGGUUCGGGACCAAUAUGGAUGGACAACGUUAAAUGUAUGGGGAAUGAAACAACACUGAAGGACUGCAGUUUAAAUGGAUGGGGGAGAAAUGAUUGUACCCAUGUAAACGAUGCUGGAAUCAUCUGUCGAGACAUUAGACUGGUUAAUGGGGCCAAUAUAUGCUCUGGAAGAGUGGAAUACUCCUACUAUGGACAAUGGAGAACCAUCUGUGAUGUUGGCUGGGAUGCUACAGAUGCUGCAGUGGUGUGUAAUCAUAUGGGUUGUGGGACCCUUAUAGAAGCAAAGACCAGGGCAUAUUUUGGACAAGGCUCAGGACAAAUCUGGCAGGAAAAUUUUAGAUGUCUUGGGAAUGAACAUGGAUUGUAUUGGUGCCCAUCAAGUGGACAGGGAGUCAACAGCUGCAACCAUACACAAGAUGCUGGGGUCAUCUGUCGAAGUUUGAAGUUGGUGGGCGGUGUCAACGCAUGUGAUGGCAGAGUUGAGAUUCUUUAUGAUAGUCACUGGGGAGCAGUGUGUUACAAUGGUUGGGAUCUAAUAGAUGCUACAGUAUUGUGUAGAGAGCUGGACUGUGGUGACAUUGCAGAGGUAAAGGGAUAUAUUGGCCCUGUGGGGCCAGUGUGGAUGGAUAAUCUCAGAUGUACAGGAAAUGAGUGGACAGUGCGAGACUGCCCUUUCACUGGGGGUUUGAGCAGUUGUUUGAAUGGGGUUCAUGCAGGAGUUCGUUGCACAAAAUUUGUUAGAAAAGGCGUGGUGAAGAUUUUGGUGAAGGCUAAAACUGGUGUCAAUGUCAAUGACCCAAAUAUCAUGAAAAAACUUUUGGACAAGAUGACGCAAGUCGUUCAAAGUUCAAAUAGGAAGAAGUUUAGUGUGACAUGGAGAACACACUCGGAUGGGCUUGUAUUCCACAAGGACAACACAAUGGCAGGUCAGGGGUCAGAGGGCCUCAAUCCUUGCAUGCCAGUUUACUAAUUAUUAUUCCUAAUAAUAUAAAGGUAAUCUUUUAAUGUUAACCUUUGUUUCACUGUCUGUACUCAACUUUAUAAUGAAUUAGAAUUAAAUCUCUUAUGAAAUAUGUAGUAGGUGGUGCAUGGCUUAAGAAAGCACAAUCUAAGCUCUACACUAGCCUUAAAUCUAACAAUUAAUUGUUCUCUAUAUCAACAUAAACUGGUUGCCAGAGCACAAUUUUUCAGGGAUAGCCUGUGUUUGAUGUAUCCAAAUGAGCAGAGGGAGCGCCUCACAUACCACAUGACCAGUUAAACAAAUUGAGUAGAUCUAAUUUAAACCUUCUUCUGAGUUUUCCUUGUAAAGAGAUGCACUGUGAAAGAGUUGCCGAGCAGAUGAAUGAAGUGAGCAUAUUGAAAAGAUACAAAAUCUGGAAGAAGGCCAAAAAGACAAUUUUAUUUAUUUUUUAAAGCUAAAGGAUUAUUUUGCUCAUUAACAGCAUUGUACUGUAUGCUGUAAGAUGAUACAACAAUGUUAAUACUGAAAAAUGUUCUUAUGUUUCAAAAUUUCAUAAUUGUUUAACUCAUAAUCAUUACAAUGUGGUCAAUCAUUUUUUCUUUCUUUUUUUUUUUUUUUUUUACAUCAGUUUGUCAGUGAACUAUUUCUUGUACUCAGUGAGCUGAGCAUAUUUUGAAUAAAUAAUUAUAACAAUAAAUAACUUUAGGAUCUGUGCAGUCUGAAUAAUGAAGAAAGAACAUAGACUUGGAUUUAAAUGGCUGUGUUGUAUUUUAAAAAUGAAAAUGAAAUCAUUCAUCUUGAUUAAAAAAAAAAAAGAUUCCACACAUUUUCUUACCACGCAAGAACCCUGCUUACAGACACAAAUCCAAGCAUGCAAAUCUUAAACAAAAAAAGUUUCUACAUAAACCAAACCUGCCUGCUUUCCAAACUUAAAGAACAACAACACACCCUUUGAUAUCCAUGAGGUCAUUUGAUUAGUAAAACACUUCGAUGCAAAUGCAAUUGUGAGGAACGUGCAUGCUAUGUUAAUGUGUAAAUGUUUGGUAAACACGGGAUUUUAAGAUGGAAUCGCCUUUGUGCCAUUGUUGGUCUUUUAGGUAACAAUGUUUUGUUAAGAUCUGAGCUAUAUUUGCUUUCAUGUAAAUUUGAUGCAGGUUUAAGUGUCUUUUAAGGUUAUUUGUAAGUAAUGGACAAGCUCAGUUUUGUUCUCAGUAAUGCUUAGGAAAUGUUCAUAAUGCUAUAUUGUCUUUGAUGAGCAGUUGCUUGCUUGAUGCAGAUAUUGUUAGCAUCCUUCAGCAUGAAAGGCUUUAGCAUUUAUGUAUUCAUAAAGUACCUUAGUUGUGUAAAGGCAUAAAUGCAAUAUCUGCCACCAAGCGGAGGUCAAUCUUUUGUCUCCAGUAUAGGCAUAAGGGUCAAGUUCUUCUUGAUGACAGAUUAAUGCUGUGGUUAGCCUUGGAGUACUUUCUAUCUAUCUUUCUAAAAGUAAUUCAAAUUUGUACAAAGAGACCAUUUUUAACUGAGGGAGAAGUGUUAGUGUAAGUGUUAAACUUCUGUUUUCUGCAGUCUGGUUUAUAUUUCCUUCACAAAUAAAACACAUAACUGGACCCGAGCCCUGACAAAUUAUAAUGAUGUAAUAUUGCCCAUGUAAUGUUAUUGGAAAUUAAAUUGACAUGUUUUAGGUUGUUUAUUUUUGGUCUCAAAUGGGCCAGAGCUGGGUCAGGGCACACAAUAUAUUGAGCAAACAAUGGAAACAUUACUUCCUUGUCUUAUUGGAAAAUUAGGAUCUAAUUGAAGAAAAUGGGGAACUUUACUUUUACACA
This is a messenger RNA of Xyrauchen texanus (razorback sucker), 4389 nucleotides long. RefSeq names its product deleted in malignant brain tumors 1 protein-like. Gene Ontology annotation, cellular component: membrane. The coding region runs from base 107 to 2578 and encodes 823 amino acids. Lineage: Eukaryota; Metazoa; Chordata; Actinopteri; Cypriniformes; Catostomidae. The transcript has 11 exons. The record is from RefSeq and is a predicted model, not a curated record.